Messenger RNA from Trichomycterus rosablanca, 2835 nucleotides. Its product is annotated as SEC14-like protein 1. Gene Ontology annotation, molecular function: RIG-I binding. The transcript has 17 exons. The coding region runs from base 191 to 2377 and encodes 728 amino acids. NCBI's taxonomy places the organism in Eukaryota, Metazoa, Chordata, Actinopteri, Siluriformes, Trichomycteridae. Gene Ontology annotation, cellular component: cytosol; cytoplasm. Gene Ontology annotation, biological process: negative regulation of RIG-I signaling pathway. The record is from RefSeq and is a predicted model, not a curated record.
AGGAGAGAAGGGUUUUCAAUGCCUCAGUAGAUAGAUAGAUAGAUAGAUAGAUACUUUAUUUAUCCCGAAGGAAAUUCCCGAAGUAAAACCUGAGGAUGUUUUUCGUUUUUGGGGAGGAAUAAACCUUCAUCUUGAACCACAUUCGGAAAUUAAACUAUUCACGACUGGUCGUCAUAGGAUCGAUUCCACCAUGGUGCAGCAAUAUCAAUCCCCCGUACGUGUCUACAAACACCCCUUCGAACUGGUCAUGGCGGCGUAUGAGAGGAGGUUCCCGACGUGUCAUCUCAUCCCCAUGUUUGUCUCCAGUGACGUCCUCAGUGAGGAGACCAGUGAAGAUAACUCCACACACAAAAUCGAAAGAAGGUGCAAACUAGAUGUGGAUGCCCCUCGACUCCUGAAAAGGAUUGCAGGCGUCGACUACGUUUACUUCAUCCAGAAAAACAAUCUGGACCACAAAGAGAGGACCCUGCACAUCGAGUCUCAUAACGAGACCUUCUCCAAUCGGGUCAUCAUCCACGAGCUCUGCUGUUACUCGGUUCAUCCUGAGAAUGAGGAAUGGACCUGUUUCGAGCAGUCUGCAAGCCUCGACAUCAAAUCUUUCUUUGGCUUUGAGAGCACGGUGGAGAAGAUCGCCAUGAAACAGUAUGCCAACAGCAUCAAAAAGGGUAAAGAGAUCAUCGAGUACUACCUCUGUGAGCUAGAGGAGGAGGGCAUUACCCACAUGCCCCGGUGGAGCCCCAGCGACCCCUUUGUUCACCCUGUUUUGCCUGUUACACUUCCCGCACCCCCACCUACGCCCCCCAUUGACAUCACAACACCUGCUGAGACCAACAAAGAGGUAGCAGUGUGUAAAGAGGGCAGCAGCAGUCCAGUGGGCAGCACCAACGAGCCACUCGCUGCCACACCAGAUGACAAACUCGAUGCCGACUACAUCAACCGUUACCUGGGUGACCUCACACCUCUGCAGGAGAGUUGCCUCAUACGUCUACGCAGCUGGCUACAGGAAACACACAAGGGCAAGAUCCCGAAGGACCAGCACAUCCUGCGUUUCCUUCGAGCACGAGAUUUUAACAUGGAUAAAGCACGAGAGAUCCUGUGCCAGUCUCUGACCUGGAGGAAGCAACACCAGGUGGAUUACCUGCUAGAUACCUGGAGCUCUCCACAGGUCCUGCAUGACUACUACACCGGGGGCUGGCACCACCACGACCGCGAUGGACGUCCCCUCUAUAUUCUACGUUUGGGCCAGAUGGACACCAAGGGUCUGGUUCGAGCUCUGGGGGAGGAAUCUCUUCUCAGACAUGUUUUGUCUAUAAAUGAGGAGGGCUUAAGAAGGUGUGAGGAGAACACCAAGGUCUUUGGACGGCCAAUCAGUUGCUGGACAUGUCUGGUGGAUCUGGAAGGGUUGAAUAUGAGACAUUUAUGGCGUCCAGGUGUAAAAGCUCUGCUGCGUAUCAUCGAAGUAGUGGAAGCGAAUUACCCAGAAACCCUCGGCCGUCUGCUCAUUUUGCGUGCCCCCCGAGUCUUUCCAGUGCUCUGGACUCUGGUCAGCCCCUUCAUUGAUGAAAACACACGUAAAAAGUUCCUGAUCUAUGCCGGAAACGACUACCAGGGUCCCGGUGGUCUGGUGGAUUACAUAGAUAAGGAAAUCAUCCCCGACUUCCUGGGUGGAGAGUGCAUGUGUGAGGUUCCAGAGGGCGGCCUGGUGCCCAAAUCUCUGUACAGAACUCCGGAGGAGCUGGAGAACGAUGAUAUCAGACUGUGGACUGAGACCAUCUAUCAGAGUGCUAGUGUCUUCAAAGGAGCUCCGCAUGAGCUGCUGAUCGAGAUCAUCGAUGCCUCCUCUGUGAUCACGUGGGAUUUCGACGUGUGUAAAGGAGACGUGGUUUUCAACAUUUACCACUCCAAACGGGCCCCUCAGCCGCCCAAGAAAGAGGCGCUGGCGUCUCACGGCAUCACGUCUCCCGGGGGCAACAACGUGCAGCUUAUCGAUAAGUCGUGGCAGCUUGGGCAGGACUACAGCAUGGUGGAGUCGCCCCUCACCUGCAAGGAGGGAGAGAGUGUACAGGGCUCUCAUGUGACUCGCUGGCCUGGUUUCUAUAUCCUGCAGUGGAAGUUUCACUCCAUGCCUGCUUGUGCCACCACUAAUCUGCCACGUGUAGACGACGUGUUGGCGACACUGCAGGUUUCCUCUCACAAGUGUAAAGUCAUGUACUACACUGAGGUCCUGGGCUCCGAGGACUUCAGAACGGCUUGCUGCGAUGUGCAGAGUUUGGGUUCGAUGACAAGUUUGGAGUCGAGUCACAGUGGUUUCUCUCAGCUCAGCGCCGCCACCACCUCAUCCAGCCAAUCACAGUCCAGCUCCAUGAUCUCCAGGUAGAAGCAGAGUGGGACCAGCUCUCUUUCCCUCUACCUUCUACUCACUACGUUCAUCAUGUUCCUCUCACUCUCCUGAGAUGAGAGAAAAAGAAAUAUCUGUAUAGAAUUAUUUCCACACAGUAUGGUGGUCAGAAUAUUAAAGGGCUUGUAUCUGUGAUGCCACCAGCUGGGCUGCUGGUCAGUUACCGGCCACCAACCUCAUUUAGCUUCAUCUAUCCUUCUAAUAUGAGAACUGGAGAUCUGAACCAUUUCUGCAUCAUUGAUGGACCGAGCAAGACCAGUUUUCUUAAAUAGAGACAGAUUAGAGGAGUAAUGCGCUGUUACACACACAAGCAGAAAUACUGUAUAUACAUAAAUGCCAUAUCACUGGGAACAUCCUUCUGGUGACAUGUUUAUAGGUCAAAGUGCGGGUUUGAAGAGUGGCAGUGUCCACCCAAAGCAAUAAACAUUUCUAACAUA